UUAGAGAGCAGUAUCAUACGGUUAGAGAGCAGCAGCAUACGGUAGAGAGCAGCAGCAUACGGUUAGAGAGCAGCAGCAUACGGUUAGAGAGCAGCAGCAUACGGUAGAGAGCAGCAUCAUACGGUUAGAGAGCAGCAGCAUACGGUUAGAGAGCAGCAGCAUACGGUAGAGAGCAGCAGCAUACGGUUAGAGAGCAGCAGCAUACGGUUAGAGAGCCUCAGACCUCAGUAUUUCUAAAACGCUCAGGAUAAAAGCCCCAAAGAAUCAGGGUUGUGUUGUGUUCAUGGUCGUGUUGUGUCUAGGGUCGUGUUGUGUUCAGGGCGUGUUGUGUUCAGGGUCGUGUUGUGUUCAGGAUCGUGUUGUGUUCAGGGUCAUGUUGUGUUCAGGGUCGGAUUGUAUUCAGGGCGUGUUGUGUUCAGGGUCGUGUUGUGUUCAGGAUCGUGUUGUGUUCAGGAUCGUGUUGUGUUCAGGGUCAUGUUGUAUUCAGGGCGUGUUGUGUUCAGGGUCCUGUUGUGUUCAGGGUCGGGUUGUGUUCAGUGUCGGGUUGUGUUCAGGGUCGGGUUGUAUUCAGGGCGUGUUGUUUUCAGGGUCGUGUUGUGUUCAGGGUCGUGUUGUGUUCAGGGUCAUGUUGUGUUCAGGGUCAUGUUGUGUUCAGGGUCCGGUUGUAUUCAGGGCGUGUUGUGUUCAGGGUCCUGUUGUGUUCAAGGUUGUGUUGUGUUCAGGGUCCUGUUGUGUUCAUGGUCGUGUUGUGUCUAGGGUCAUGUUGUGUUCAGGGUCGGGUUGUGUUCAGGGUCGGGUUGUGUUCAGGGUUGGGUUGUAUUCAGGGCGUGUUGUGUUCAGGGCGUGUUGUGUUCAGGGUCAUGUCGUGUUGUGUUCAGGGUCGGGUUGUGUUCAGGGUCGGUUGUAUUCAGGGCGUGUUGUGUUCAAGGUUGUGUUGUGUUCAGGGUCAUGUUGUGUUCAGGGUCCGGUUGUAUUCAGGGCGUGUUGUGUUCAGGGUCCUGUUGUGUUCAAGGUCGGGUUGUGUUCAGGGUCGGGUUGUAUUCAGGGCGUGUUGUGUUCAGGGUCGUGUUGCGAUCAGGGUCGUGUUGUGUUCAGGAUCGUGUUGUGUUCAGGGUCAUGUUGUGUUCAAGGUUGUGUUGUGUUCAGGGUCCUGUUGUGUUCAGGGUCGGGUUGUGUUCAGGGUCGGGUUGUAUUCAGGGCGUGUUGUGUUCAGGGUCCUGUUGUGUUCAGGAUCGUGUGGUGUUCAGGGUCCUGUUGUGUUCAGGGUCCGGUUGUAUUCAGGGCGUGUUGUGUUCAGGGUCCUGUUGUGUUCAGGGUUGUAGAGAUUUCUUUAUAUGUGGAUGAUCUGAAUGUAACCUUCAUUAGUGUCAAUGGUAACAGUUGAGUUUACUGGUACAGGUUAAAAUGGCUGCUGUGAAAAAGGUCCAUUGUCACCCAUCUGUCUAAUAAUAAUAA
This is a messenger RNA of Dicentrarchus labrax (European seabass), 1455 nucleotides long. Its product is annotated as keratin-associated protein 10-4-like. The coding region runs from base 284 to 1384 and encodes 366 amino acids. The transcript is spliced from 2 exons. The record is from RefSeq and is a predicted model, not a curated record. Lineage: Eukaryota; Metazoa; Chordata; Actinopteri; Moronidae.